This is a messenger RNA of Silurus meridionalis, 5593 nucleotides long. It is a transcript of the gene ankrd52a, whose product is annotated as ankyrin repeat domain 52a. Gene Ontology annotation, cellular component: cytoplasm. The transcript is spliced from 29 exons. The record is from RefSeq and is a predicted model, not a curated record. Lineage: Eukaryota; Metazoa; Chordata; Actinopteri; Siluriformes; Siluridae. Gene Ontology annotation, molecular function: protein binding. The coding region runs from base 134 to 3355 and encodes 1073 amino acids.
UUCUCCCUCCGGUGUCGCUGUGUGUUUUUUCGGAUUCUGCGUUUUCAUUCGCUCUCAGACCGUCCGUGUUGUGGCUCUGCAACAGUGUCGUCUAUCCUAAUGAGGGAGUUUCGUCCCUCACUGGCACUGGGAGAUGGUGGUGUUAAACAUUUCUGACCAGCCACCUCUGGUCCAGGCCGUAUUUAACCGGAACGCAGAUGAAGUUCAGUUAUAUUUGCACAAGAAAGAUGAAGUCAAUGCACUGGACCAGGAACGACGCACGCCUUUGCACGCGGCCGCUUGGUUGGGAGACGUCCACAUCAUGGAGCUCCUCAUCACGGCAGGUGCGAAUGUUAAUGCAAAAGACCACAUGUGGCUGACUCCGUUACACCGAGCAGCAGCUUCCAGGAACGAAAGAGCAGUGGGGCUGCUGUUGCGAAAAGGGGCCGACGUGACGGCGAGGGAUAAGUUCUGGCAGACGGCGCUGCACAUCGCUUCAGCCAAUCGAGCCAUGCGCUGUACCGAAGCUCUGUUGUCCCACCUCAGCAGCGUGAACAUGGCCGAUCGCACCGGCAGAUCCGCCCUUCACCACGCAGCCCAGAGUGGCUGCCACGAGAUGGUUAAGUUGCUGCUGAACAGAGGGGCCAAUCUGAGUGCCAGCGAUAAGAAGGAGAGGCAGCCCAUCCACUGGGCGGCUUACCUCGGUCAUCUGGAGGUGGUGAAGUUGCUGGUGUGUCAAGGUUCGGAUAAGAGCUCCAAGGACAAGCGAGGAUAUACUCCUCUGCACGCCGCCGCCGCCAGCGGACACGUCGACGUGGUCAAGUACUUGUUGCGCAACGGAGCAGAGAUCGACGAACCCAACGCUUUUGGAAACACUGCUCUACAUGUAGCCUGUUAUAUGGGGCAGGAAGCAGUCGCUAAUGAGCUGGUUAACCGUGGCGCCAACGUUAACCAGCCCAACCAGCGAGGCUUCAGCCCCCUGCACCUGGCUGCCGUGUCCACGAAUGGCGCCCUCUGUCUAGAGCUGCUGGUCAACAAUGGGGCUGACGUCAACAUGCAGAGCAAAGAAGGAAAAAGCCCUCUCCAUAUGGCAGCCAUCCACGGACGCUUCACUCGCUCCCAGAUCCUCAUUCAGAAUGGUGGGGAGAUAGACUGUGUGGACAGAUAUGGCAAUACUCCUCUUCAUGUUGCUGCUAUGUAUGGCCAUGAGCUGCUCAUCAGCACCUUAAUGACAAACGGCGCUGAUACAGCCAGGCAAGGGAUUAAUGGGAUGUUCCCACUGCACUUAGCCGUGCUUUACGGGUUCUCUGACUGUUGUCGCAAGCUGCUCUCCUCAGGUCAGCUGUACAGCAUUGUGCUGUCGAUGAGCAAAGAGCACGUGCUCUCUGCCGGCUUCGACAUCAACACUCCGGACGAGUACGGGAGAACCUGCUUACACGCUGCUGCCUCUGGAGGAAACACUGAAUGUCUGAACCUGCUGUUGAGCAGUGGCGCUGACAUGAAUAAGAAGGACACAUUUGGGAGGACCCCUUUGCACUAUGCGGCUGCUAACAAGAGGUAUCAGUGUGUGGUGAUUUUAGUGGGAGCAGGAGCCGAGGUUAAUGAGCCUGACCAAACCGGCUGCACACCUUUACACUACUCAGCUGCAUCCACAGCUUUCUGCAGGGUGGAUCGAGGCCAGCAGAGUCCAGAAGAUGGAGAGAAGGAGUCAUUUAUGUGUGUGGAGUAUUUGCUGGAUAACGGAGCGGACCCAUGCCUGUGCAACUCUAAAGGAUACAGCGCUGUGCACUACGCAGCUGCCCAUGGCAACAAGCAGAGCCUUGAGCUGCUUUUGGUGAUGUCCUAUAAUAUAUCAGGAGAUGCAGAAAGCACUGGACCAGUCAGUCCCUUACACUUAGCAGCAGAGGAAGGACACUGGGAGUGUGUGAGUGUGCUGCUCGAUUCGGGCACGUGUGUGGACGUAUGCGACUCGGCGGGACGCUCGGUUCUCUACGUGGCCACUCAGAAAGGACACACUCGCUGCGUGGAGCUGCUGCUCAACCAGUCGGCAUCCUGUCUGCUCACUCAGCACUGCAAUAAGUGGUGUCCUCUUCAUGUCGCAGCUGCCAGCGGCCACACAGACUGUCUGCAGAUGCUUUUGUGCAGCGAGGAGGACGCCGACCUUCCAAAUGUCCCGGACACCAAGGGACAAACUCCUCUGAUGCUGGCUGUUCUGGGAGGUCACACUGACUGUGUCCUGUUGCUGCUAGACCGAGGGGCGUGUCCCGAUGCGAGAGACAGGAAAGGAAGAAUGGCACUGCACAGAGCGGCACUGCUCGGCUGGGAGGACUGUGUGACGGCAUUGCUGUCCCACAAUGCCACAGUCCUGACUAAAGACAUUCAGGGCUGCACUGCACUCCACCUGGCUGCUUCCUGCGGCCACGCUGAGAUCCUGUCCCAAAUGUUGUCUGCUGCUGACCACACUAACCUGCACCAUCCGAUCACUGACUGCCACGGCUUCACCCCCACACACUGGGCAGCAUAUCACGGUCAUGAAGACUGUUUGGAAGUUUUACUUGAAAUGAAACCAUGUAGUAUCAAGGAGGGAAACCCCUUCACCCCACUGCACUGUGCUCUAAUUAAUGGCCAUAGUGGUUCUGCAGAAAUUGUCUUGAACUCCAGUUUUGGCAUGUCACUGGUCCAUUCCAGAGAUUCAAAAGGAAGGACUCCGCUCCAUGCUGCCUCCGUAGCCGAGGACGUCUCCGGGCUUCUGCUGAUUCUGCGAUUGGGGGCCGACAUCAACGCCGUGGACCACUCGGGGCGCUCUGCGCUCAUGGUGGCUGCCGACAAGGGCAAGAGCGGCGCUGUUGCCUUGCUGCUGCACCGAGCCAAAGCGGAUCUGUCUCUUCUGGAUGUGAACAAAAACACUGCCCUGCACCUGGCCUGUAGCAAGGCUCACGAGAUGUGUGCCAUGCUGAUCCUGAAAGAGAUCCACAACCCGAUUCUCAUCAAUGCAACCAACAGCAUGCUUCAAAUGCCUCUUCACAUCGCUGCCAGGAACGGCCUGGCCACCGUGGUUCAGGCUCUGCUGAAUCGUGGAGCCACAGUGCUGGCAGUCGAUGAGGAGGGUCAUACCCCAGCCCUGGCAUGCGCUCCCAACAAAGCCGUGGCCGACUGCCUCGCUCUCAUCCUCUCGACCAUGAAGCCUUCCUCCUCAAGCGGCUCCUCUUCCUCUCCCUCAUCCCCCAGGCUGAACCUGCUCAAGCAUUGUGGCAUCACAGCCGCCUGCCCCCCUUUGCCCAAUGGAGGCCUUCGCCACACCUACGGCAAAGACCGGCACGGCGCCACCUUCGGAUUGGACGGCUGUCUGACCGAGCGGGUGGAUCUCUUAUGCUGAAGCCGUGACCUUGCAGAAGAAUUUCCGUCCUGCCCCGAGGAACAGUUUAAACGGGUUACUGUAAACUAGCAUGAAGGUGUCGGCCUUGUAUUAGAUGGUCUCAAAUAGUUUGUGUGUGUGUGUGUGAGAGAGAGAUAGACUGUGUGUGUGUUUAGCAGUCCAACUAGAUUUCCAUCCCAUACUUGAUUCUUGCUUUUUAAGCUUGUGCAUUUGUAUGUCAGGUGCAAUCAAAAAUUCAGCACAAAAAAAAAAAAAAAACGAAGCAGAAAAUUUUUAUUUCUUUGAGACAAGGGAAAACCAUACAACCUUAAGCCAAAUGACCAAUGACCUCUGGGUUCGAAAAAGGUCACAAAUGGUGCAUGUUUACUGUAGGCAUUGUUUUUCUGUUUAGUUUUUUUUUUUUGGGGUGGGGAAGGAAUAAACUUGGGACAUUGCAAUAGGUUUACACAAUGCGAAUUUGUUAUUCCAGAUUGAAGAGAAGCACCAAGGUACCAUCAGUCAUCCUGUGUGACCAUGAACGUGGGGAAAAAACGAAAGCACAAGCACUGGAGUGAAAAUAGGGCCUUUUUCACAAACUGAUCCUCGCUCCUAGGGGACCACCUUUUUGUCUGGGGAAAGAAACAUUUUUGGGCCGGGGGGGUGUCUCCAUGUAGUGCUUUCCCAGCGGACCAUAUCUAAAUGUCUUUGCGUUGAGCUGCUUUUGCAGUGCCUUUUCAACAGGUUUUCUUUUUCUUUUCUUUUUUCGUUUCCACGUCCAUUCAGUCACCGUUCACAGCUUAUGUGGUGCUUCCUCAACAGACUAUUAACUUUUAGCCAUAUGAAACAUGAGUCUUUAUUUUGUUUGCCGAAGGGUCGCUUGGAAAUUCAUAUUUUGCUUUCUUGUUUCUUUUGGUUCUCUCCAUUGAGCUGUUUUUAGUCCAGCAGCUUUUUUCCGUCAUGGUGUUACGGCUUUAACUUCUGCUCUUCACAAGCUCCAACCACGGAUCAGCAGCUUUUUAUCAAGGUUUUCCCGCCGUCGGGUUCAUUUGGGUCGUUAGGAACUGUUCUGACCAAAGUCGCGGCGAAUCCGUAGCUUUCGCAAUCGGGCGGUAGCGGUACUUCAAAAACGUUCGGCCCGUCGUCCCUUGUUUUUUGUUUGUUUUUUUUCUGUCGUACUGAAUGCUUCCUUAUUGCCAAAGGUUGAUUAAUUGUUCGGUGUACAGACGUGCUUCCUUUUCUUUUUUUUCUUUUUCUUUACAUCAAAGUCGCAACAUUUUUCGGGAAAAAAAAACAUUAGGACCGGAAUAUUAUUCGCCGAUUCAAGACAUGCAAUAUUUGCGCAAUUAGUCACGAGACAAUCAGUCGAAAGGGCUUUUGUUUUUCCCAGAUUAUUAGAAAUAUUACAAAAAAAUUUCCAACGUAUUUGAGACCGCAGGGAAUCGCAAAAAGAGAUUGUGUGCGCCGUGAACCUGAAUUUGUACCCGAGUCUCACUGAAGCCAUGAGAACUGUUUGUUUUAAACCUAUAGCGCGAAGCUUUCGGUUCUUCCCGAUAUGAAUUCUCGAUGAAAUGGAUAUAGAUAGUCGCGAAGUGAUUUGUCGCUGUGCGCCGAACUAAUACAGGAGAACUGACCGAGUUCUAACAGUUCUGCAAUAAAAUCAUAAAUCAUAUACAUGAGUGGGAGGGAGGGGGAGGGGGGGUGGGGUCUAGUAGUAGUUUUCACCUUAAAAUUAAAACCUCAGCGCUCGUAUCUUGCGAACAAAUGCCUAUAAGACGGGUGAUUCUUCACAUUUGUUUGUAAUAAGGACACAUCAUGGGUGGACACAUCAGCGAGAUGAACACGCUCCAGCGGGCAGGUCCAUGUUUCGGACACUAAAAACAAAACACUGAUUAAAUGAAAUGGCAGUAAGUAGAGUGCAUUAAUAUGAAAGAGAUGGAGUGCGUGUGUGCGCACCACCGUUAAGUGCAUUAGGUUCAUGAAAAUUACUGAGGAAUGUUUUUUUUUGCUUUGUCAGCAACUUUCAAAUAUCCAAGCAUGAGACCUUUUUGUCCCGUGGUUGUCCACCUUUGACUGUCCUUUCCAAGUGGAGCAUAAAAUAAAUGUCCCCUUUGUUCCUUUGCUGUUCACAUGCAGCUGUAAAGUGCGUGUGUGUUUGUGUGUGCGCAAACACCCGCACUAUCCUCAUCGAGUGUGUGGUAGAGAAUGUGGCUGUAUCAUUUAGGUUUUUUACUUUAGUCUGGAAUAAAGGAAGUGAAUUAA